Messenger RNA from Columba livia (rock pigeon), 3609 nucleotides. It is a transcript of the gene SLC30A4, whose product is annotated as solute carrier family 30 member 4. The record is from RefSeq and is a predicted model, not a curated record. Gene Ontology annotation, biological process: zinc ion transmembrane transport; response to zinc ion. Lineage: Eukaryota; Metazoa; Chordata; Aves; Columbiformes; Columbidae. Gene Ontology annotation, molecular function: zinc ion transmembrane transporter activity. Gene Ontology annotation, cellular component: plasma membrane. Bases 1 to 1302 code for a protein of 433 amino acids. The transcript is spliced from 7 exons.
AUGGCUGGGCUCGGCCUCUGGACCAGCAUCAAGUCGCUGCUGCGGAAGAACGAGGACCCGUUGUUCCUGAACGACUCCAGUGCCUUUGACUUCUCGGACGAGGUGGGGGACGAGGACUUCCCCCGGUUUAAUAAGCUGCGAGUCGUGGUGUCGGACGACGCCUCGGAGUCGGCCCCGGAGACGCCGGUGAACGGGGCGCCCCCGGGCCUGCCCUCCGACGACGACUCCCUGCUGGAUCGGGACAUCGCGCUGCGCAGCGCCCGGGCCGGCCGGCCGGACCCCUGCAGCGGCUGCAGCAGCCGGCGGGAGCGCUCCAAGCAGAGGAAGGUGAAGCAGCGGCUGACACUCGCUGCCCUCCUCUACCUCCUCUUCAUGACCGGAGAGCUCAUAGGUGGAUAUGUUGCUAACAGUCUAGCAAUUAUGACAGAUGCACUUCAUAUGUUAACUGACCUCAGUGGUAUUAUUUUGACCCUGCUUGCUCUCUGGCUGUCUGCAAAAUCUCCCACAAAGAGGUUCACUUUUGGAUUUCAUCGCUUAGAAGUAUUGUCAGCCAUCAUUAGUGUAUUGCUGGUCUAUAUCCUUAUGGCAUUCCUCUUGUAUGAAGCUGUUCAGAGAACUAUCCAUAUGGACUAUGAGAUAAAUGGCGAUAUCAUGCUGAUUACAGCAGCCGUUGGUGUUGCAGUUAACUUAAUAAUGGGUUUUUUGCUGAAUCAGUCUGGCCACCUUCACUCCCACUCCCAUUCCCACCCUCACUCCCACGUUCCUCAGUCGAACCCUCCUAACGCAGCGCAGAGCGGGGGCCACGGCCACAGCAGCCUUGCCGUGAGAGCCGCCUUCGUCCACGCCCUCGGGGACCUGGUACAGAGUAUCGGGGUGCUCGUAGCUGCGUACAUCAUACGCUUUAAGCCAGAGUACAAGAUUGCUGAUCCUAUAUGUACAUAUGUAUUUUCCAUACUGGUGGUUUUGACAACGGUUCGAAUUCUGUGUGACACAGGAGUUAUUAUUAUGGAAGGAGUUCCAAAGCAUUUAAAUGUGGAUCGCAUUAAGGAAGACUUGAUGAAAAUUGAAGACGUUUAUUCUAUAGAAGAUUUAAAUGUUUGGUCUCUCACUGCAGGAAAAACAACUGCCAUAGUCCACUUGCAACUAGUUCCUGGGAGUUCAUCUAAAUGGGAGGAAGUUCAGGCCAAGGCCCGACACCUGCUGCUGAACACGUUUGGAAUGUACAAGUGCUCUGUGCAGCUUCAGACCUACAGACAGGAAAGGAGCAAAACCUGCGCAAGUUGUCAGAGUUCCAGUGCCUAAUUUCAUAUGUUUUGGGAACUGCUGCCUUAUUCUUUAUCUCGUAGUCAAAGACUGAGAGCAAUAAACGCAAAAUGAAAACGAUCAAGUAGAAACCAUUAAUAUGUGGAUUUGUACCAUGUAACAUGCAGCAGGGAGAACUGGUGCUGCAAGAAGUGCAGUGGUUGCCCUACAGAACAUAUAUUUCACUCUCUCCCUUGUACUGGUUUAUUCAAUUUAGUAUGAUUUUAAGACAAAACUGUUUUCAGAUUGUUUACAAACUGCAACACGGCUCUGCAGAUACCUCACAAAUUACAGCCCAAUAUUGUCCUUUAAUAACUAUGUACCACAAACUACCUGUACUGCAAAUGGAGCAUCAAGAAUUCAGUAUUUCAAUUGAAGUCUCUAAUACUGAUCGUACCAGGGUUCCAUAAUAUGUCAUGAUCCCUGAACUCAGUAUACAGUAUUUUUGCAAUAGUAAUUUUCAUACAGUAUCUUAAACUAUAACGCAUACAGUGGUCAUUGAAUUAUUUUGAAAACUGUCUCUUUGGAGGCACUGCAGAAUACACAAUUUAUUGUACCUAAACCAGAAAGUUAGCUUUAAUCUGGGCAUUCAGAGAUCCAGACAGGACGCUGCUUGCCCAGACUUCUGGUAUUUAACUAGAGACCCAACGCUGGACCGACCUGAAGUGUUUUAAGUGAUCGGUUAUCUUUAAUGUAUUUUAGAAUAGGGUUUAUACAUUAGAAACAGGUUAUUUAUUUUACAAAGUUUUGACUUGUAAGAUGAAUUUUUAAUAAUAAUCUUGAAUGUCUAAACCAACAUUUGAUUCACAUUAAAAGGCCAGUUGAUUAGCAUGCAUUCUAGUUAAUAAGUGUCCUGUAAUUGAUCAUUUUCCAUUAUUGUUUUGUUUUAAAAGAAAAAUCAAGUGACAGGAGCUAUGCUUGAUGUGGAGAUACUCUCAAACACUAUCUACAGCCAUGCAAAAUACAUGCAUCUUCUUACAGGAAAGCAGGGAGAAGAAGUUUUAGACACAUUCUAUUAAUUCAGUCACAGGUCUCUCACUUUUUAGUUUCUGCUCUGAGCACAGUAUGGCACAGGAAUGCCACUGCAAUAGCAGCCCCUCAAUACUUUAUGAAUAAAACAAAAUCCAAGCAAUCCCAGCUACCUAGUGGUGUUGGACAAUUAUAUCAUAACAAGCUACAGAGGCAGAAAUGCCUUUUCUUAUGUACAGAGGGACGAGGCAAUUUAAAAAGCAUUUACUCAUUCUCAGAGCCCACAAAACUGACUUGCUUAACCUCAUGGUGGAAUCACUGUACCUUGAAUGUACACAGGAUAAUAAAACCUGGCACUAAGCUAUCACACACCUUCAAGCUCAGCUUUACACCUGCUUCUGAAGUCAUUUCCAUUGAAGAAGCUGAGGGCAACAAAAAUAUGAGGUGCAAAGUUCAUAAGAUGGUAAGAAUGUGGCUUUGAAUAUUUUUCUUAUUCUGGACUUGGAUCUUCAUGCAGAAGAUUCAGCUGGACAGGGUGCUGGCCCAUCUUGUCUAGACCGGGCUUUUGCCAAGAAAGGUUGGAUCAGGUGAUCCCUGAGGUCCCUUCCAACCUGGUAUCCUCUGAUUCUAUGAUAGGAACUUUUACCGACAUCAAAAGUAGUUCUGUAUGCGGAUCAGAAAGGAAAAUUUUUGCAAAGUAAUGGAUAUUGUGAUAUUCAGCUGUGAAUAGUUAAGCUAUUGUCUGUUUGAAACUGCUAGGGUUUCACAUAUACACCAGGCUGAUUUAUACAUGCAAUUGGUGGUAACAAUCUUGGCUGCUUUUCUCCCCUUUGUUUUUUUUGACGCAGGGGUCACAAAAUGAAUGUUUAGAGGUGAGAACUGACAGCACAGUAUUAAUUUGGACAAAGCGCACACAACACCUGGUUAUGGUUGUAUCUGUUCUGGCAAGAGAUGGGAACGCUUGGGAGCACACACAGCUCAGAGGCGCAGUAGCACUGUACUUGCAAAGUUAAUGAAUGCCUCGAUGCAAACACUAUCAUUAAGCCAUAUCUCAGUUAAUGAAAAACAUGCAUCCCAUCCAUACAAACUUACUGGAAAAGAAAUACCACAAACAACAGGUAUUUUGCACAUACUAAUAUUCAAAGAGGUUUUAAUUAAAUUUGGGUUUACAGUUUCUGUAAUUAGAAGUUAAAGUACAGUAGACAUGUAUUGUAUUUGGAGCUUUUUUAUUGUAAUAAUUUACUACACAUUUGUUUAAUUGAAGAAAAAAGCAGAAAUGUGUUGCUUUAUUGUGGGUUUUAUUAAAUCAAUUAAACUUCUCAUUGUUGUCUUAUAAAA